Molecule: messenger RNA, 2020 nt
Organism: Pomacea canaliculata
Lineage: Eukaryota; Metazoa; Mollusca; Gastropoda; Architaenioglossa; Ampullariidae
Product: HCLS1-associated protein X-1-like
Exons: 7
Coding region: 152-1102 (316 amino acids)
Biological process (GO): negative regulation of apoptotic process; regulation of actin filament polymerization
Cellular component (GO): clathrin-coated vesicle; actin cytoskeleton; sarcoplasmic reticulum
Source: RefSeq, a predicted model, not a curated record
GGAGUGGUAGUUCUUGCUGGUUCGUGCUCCCAUUGGAUAACGAGCUUUCUGGAAGUUUUGUUUACACCGUAGGUUCGUCCUAGCACGAACCACACGAACCUAUACACGUCUGUUGUCUUACUCAGCAGUCAACAAUAGGGUGGACCAUAACAUGAACCCAGAAGAGCUAUUCAAACGUUUCUUUGGAUUCACAAAGUUUCCAGAUGGAGGAUACAAAGGUUACGGCCAUGAACAUGAUUCGGAGAACUGGUCCUCAGAGGAUAAUCUUCAUUCAGAUGUUUUCGGUGAAUUUGAAAUUGAGAUGAAUCGCCAGAUGGAAGAAGUUGAUCGUCAUAUGAGGGAAAUGUUCCGGGUAUUUCGCAUUGCUGAAGUGCCAUCAUUAUUUCCUUUCCCAGAGGGAUCCCACACACAUCAGCAUGAAACUAACCCACGGAACUUCAUGCUGAAAGAAGAUGAUACAAAUCAUAGUCCAUUUUCUCUCUCGGAACCAGUUCUUCCAAGAUCUCCUGCUUCUCCAAGCAGACCAUCUCCUCCAACCAUGCCAACACCACCUCCAGCAAAAAAUUUACCCACCCUGCCGGAAACAGAUUCACUGUUUGAGAAAAUCUUCACCAUACCUAGGUGGAACAGAAUCCGCCCACAAGAUAAGUUAGACUCAGAUUUAGAUACCAAGUCUCCCAGCAGCUCAGAGAUUGCUGAUCUGUUAAAAGGACAAGAGCAAAGAGAAUUAUCUCCACUUAAGCCUCAGCAGCCACACAACUUCUUCCGCACUAACAGCUAUAGUUUCAGCACCAUAGUAGGACCAGAUGGGAAAGUGGAGGAAAGGCGUAUUGUUCGGGAUUCAAGUGGCAGAGAGGAAGAGACCAUCACUAGAAAAAUUGGUGACAGUUCACAUUCUGUGACAACCAUCACAGGUGAAGGAGGUGUUGUUGAAAAGCAAGAAACCUUUCAAAAUAUUGAAAAAGAUAAAUUGUCUGAGUUUGACAGGAACUGGGGAGAACACUGGAGGAACAGGUCUGGACUCAUGCUGGAGCCAAAACAGCCAUCGCUUGAUGACUCAAAAAGCAUUUUUGAGAAACUGUUUGGUUUAUCAUGGAAAUGAUGUUGUUUUACUACAUUAUAACCAAAAGAUGUACAUUAAUGGACAGAAAGCUGAAGACUUCCAGGUGCGUGAUUCCUGGGUUUCAGCAAAAUUUCUUUCACCUUGCCUUUUCAGUUUUCGAUCUGAAGUUAAGAGAAGCAAAAGAGCAUAUAUCAGGAUUUCCAACACAACAGUUGUAGGUAAAAAAACUGAGUUUAGUUAUUGACGUUUAGCACAUUUUGGAGGUUACUAGCUGUGGCUUUGUUUUUAUUGCAUUUCAUGUAAUGAUCAGUAGAGCUAGAGAAAGAAAUUAACAUUUGUGUAUGAUAAACCUAAUGACAAUAUUCAGGCUGCGGGUUGUUUUGUAUCUGUUUAUACACCAGAAAUAAUGUUCACCUUGUUUGUCCAUUAUUUGCAAAUGAGGUAUCAAAGUUCCCAGCAAGGCACCUUUUCAGGAGCUAUUCACAGGUUUAUUUUUCUGGUCUUUGCUGUGUUUACUUGCAAUAAAUUCAGAGCUUGAAUGAGUAUAAGGAAUCAUUUGAUGGUUUGAUCACUAUGCUAUGUUGUUUUUUUUUUGGGGGGGGGGUUUGUUGGGUUUUUUUUUUCCGCACAAGCAUUUGAGAACCGGGAACAGUUUUAUCAUAACCCUAACCUUUCUAUUAAAAAAAAAACUUAGUUGAUGAGGAGUGAUACUUUAAAAAAGGUACUAUGGGACAUUCGCUCUAAAACCACCGGCUCCACGCCUGUUCAACUGAGCGAACCCGUGGUAUCGAGGUCAAGCUCAACACGCACGGUCCUGCGGGACACAGUGAACGACCACGGCCCAGUCCAGCUGAUUAGCGCUGACCUAUUUUAAGAUCACCAUGCUCUCACAUUCUGUGACUUGAUCAAGUUAUAAAAUUAAUGAAAAGAUGCUAUUUAGCUGGUGUACAGCUGAUU